GUCCCGUCGGCGCCGCGUCUGAUGGGUCGACGGAUUGACAGUGGCCCCCCCAUCGAACCCCGGCUGUCAGUCUCCGCACCUGAGCACGACAUCGACCAAGUGCUCACCCUCGAGCGAACAGAAACCCACUCUACCCGCGCCCGCCCCCUUUAUUGCGCCGUCGCUGCUUGCACUUUUUCCCUCGUCCGCCUCCAAACACAGGACCAAUCGACGCGCACCGGGUUGAACUGGCUAGAAGUCGUCUGAUCAGGCCCCGCACCGUCAUCGAGACUCAAGAGCCGUCCGUGCAACAACACUCCAAGACUCGGCCGAAGCUGCAGGAUGCGGGCAGCUCAGUCUGGUCCCAGUCCAACGGCUGCCAAGGCGAUUUGGAUCGAGAGCUGCCAUAUACUGCCCCGUGGCAACGGUCCUGCGCGGGUCUUGAAGCUUCACUCUGAGCGAGUUGCCCUAGGAAGUAAUAACAAGUCUAGGUGCCCCCCCUCCCCCCUCGCAACACGCGCCGCCGCCCGCCAUGUCGCCCCCCCAAACGGGUAGGUACUUUUGGAGGUGCACAACCUAGCCCUAUCGUGGAACCCGGUCUCGUUGCCCAAGAUGCGGAGCGUUGCACCGACAAACGACUCGUCGGGUUGCAAUCGCCAUGCCAGUUGCAAAUCACACCAUCAACUAAGAGGCAGCUCGAUUUGCCUCCCCGCAGUCCGUCGCGUUAGUGCUGCAGCACCCAAAGUGAUUCCACGGAUAGGACAUUUUUUCCUCUGCGAGAAUACUCGUAAACGGAGGCCGUGGUGCGGCGACGGGAAACGCUCAGCGCCAUGAUAUAAGUUGCCGCGGUCGGGCCUCCCUCCCUGGUGUCUCACACAGCCGUGCUUUGCCCUCGUGCGACGCCCAUUUCGCCUGCCAAAAACCAGCCGAUCGCACGUUCCUGCGGGGGGAGCACCGAUUCGAUUCUUGCCUCGCUUUGGAUCUGCAAAUCCUCGGUUGUCGGUUCCUGGUCCGACCCAGUAUAGUCGACAACAAUGGCCGACUUGACCAAAGGCUCGUCGACGGCCAUCCAAGUGCAGUCUGAUACCCCCCGCGCGCGCGAUGCCGACAACAAGCCUGAGUGGCCUCCUUUUGAGGCCAACGAUGAGAAGGCAGCAAGCCUGAACAGGACGGACGUCCACGUCUCAGAAGGCCCUCAGGACACGAAGCAAGAGGACGACGGUGUGGUCUAUGUCAAGGGUCACCCAGUCAUUCGCAAUGGACUCGACGUCUCCAAAUUCCUCAUCUCCGACAGGGACGACCAGGAUCCCUCCUUGACCUUCCGGUCCAUCUUUCUGGGCACCGUCUUCACUGCCCUGUCUAGUGUCAUUACGAUGCUCUACGUGUUUAAGCCGGUCCAGAUGCAGGUCUCUGCCGUCUUCUUGCAGCUCUUGAUCUUCGUCUUUGGCGAGGCAUGGGCUCUCUUUACGCCUAACCCAGACCGCCUCAAGCCCGGGUGGCUGCGCAGCACCCUACGCUUCUUCAACUUUGGACAACCUUUCCAGAUCAAGGAGCACGUCGUUGCGUCUCUCAUCGCCUCUUCCGGUAACAACGGCCUCUCCGGAGUGGAAAUCUACGCCGUCGAGCGUCUCUUUUACGACCGCGCCGUCACCGCCUCUACCGCCAUCCUGGCCACCUUCUCCAUCUCGCUCUGUGGCUUCGUCCUGGCAGGGCUCCUCCGGCCACUGAUCGUGUACCCCGCCGAGAUGGUCUACUGGACGACGCUGCCGCAGGUGGUGCUUUUCCAGAACCUCCACUUCGACCGCCGCGCCAACCGCGACCGCCUGAUCAAGUUCGGCUGGGCCCUGAGCAUCGCCGCCGUCUGGGAAAUCUUCCCCGCGUACAUCGUGACGUGGUUCGGCGGCAUAUCCAUUUUCUGCCUCGCGUCCAUGAACGCCCCCACCAGCACGCGCAAGAUCUUCUCGACAGUCUUUGGCGGCGCAUCGUCCAACGAGGGCAUGGGCCUGCUCAACUUCUCGCUCGACUGGCAAUACAUCCAGAGCACGUACCUGGCGCUGCCCCUGAAGCAGCAGCUCAACGCCUGGAUCGGGUACGUGAUCUGGUACGCCGCCAUGCUGGGUCUGUUUUACAACAACGCCUGGAGCGCCAAGACGUUCCCCUUCAUGUCGACGUCCCUCUUUCACGCCAACGGAACGAGGCUCGCCACUACGUCCAUCGUAAACGACGAGGGGACCAUCGACCAAGCCAAGCUCGACAAGGUGGGUCUGCCGUGGUUGACGUCGAGCACGGUCUGGGGCUACUUCACCAUGAACGUUGCCAUCGGCGCACUCGUCACGCACGUCAUCAUCUUCUUCGGAAAGGACAUGAUUCUCGCUUUGAAGCAGGCCCGCAACAGGACGCAGCCCGACCCUCACUACCAGGCCAUGCUCCGGUACAAGGAGGUGCCCCAGUGGUGGUACCUGGCCCUCUUCGUCCUGUGUUUCAUUGCCGGUCUCGUCGUCAAUAUCAGGGGCGAGACGACCCUCCCCGUCUGGGGCUACAUCAUCUCGCUCCUGCUCGGCGGCGCCAUCGCCCCAUUCUCGUGCAUUCUGUACGGAUUGUACGGGACGGGCGUCGCCACGAACCAGCUGUCCAAGAUGGUUGCUGGCGCCGUCCACCCCGGCCGGCCUCUUGCCAACCUGUACUUUGCCAGCUGGUCGCACCAGGUCAUCCUCCUGGCCGUCAACCUGUCCAACUGGCUCAAGGUCGGCCAGUACACCAAGGUGCCUCACCGCGUCAUGUUUGCGACGCAAAUCUAUGCGAGUCUCUUGGGCGCCGGCCUCAACUACGCCGUCAUGACCACCAUUGUCACCAACCAGCGCGACAUCCUGCUCGACCCUGAGGGCAACAACGUCUGGAGUGGCUCGACGAUGCAGAGCCUCAACUCGCAGGCCAUCACGUGGUCCCUGGCCAAGGAGAUGUACGGGACGCGGGGGCGCUACUUGCUGGUGCCCCUGGGCCUGGUCAUCGGCGCCGCCCUGCCCGUCAUUCACUGGGGCGUGCUCAAGGUGUUCCCGAGCGUACGCAAGGUGCCGCUGAACACGGCCAUCAUCGCCUCGUGCGCAGGGCAGGCCUACUUUGGCAACACGUCGUGGAUCUGGUCGUCGAUAGCUGUCGGCGUCUUCUCGCAGGUCUGGCUCCGUCGGCGGAUGCCCAACAUCUACAACAAGUACAACUACCUCAUCGGCGCGGCGCUGGACGGAGGCGCGCAAAUUGUCAUUUUCAUCCUGUCCUUUGCCGUCUACGGCGCGAGCGGGACGUCACACCCGUUCCCAACGUGGUGGGGAAACCCGGAAGAGAAGCCGGACCACUGUCUGUAGGCAGGAUGCGGAAUUGGGUAUAUGUAGUGCAGAUGAAUCCAAGAUCACAAGCAAUGAGAGUUUAAGUGAC
This is a messenger RNA of Purpureocillium takamizusanense, 3408 nucleotides long. RefSeq lists its product as uncharacterized. Gene Ontology annotation, biological process: transmembrane transport. The record is from RefSeq and is a predicted model, not a curated record. NCBI's taxonomy places the organism in Eukaryota, Fungi, Ascomycota, Sordariomycetes, Hypocreales, Ophiocordycipitaceae. The coding region runs from base 1014 to 3338 and encodes 774 amino acids. The transcript has 3 exons. Gene Ontology annotation, molecular function: oligopeptide transmembrane transporter activity.